Messenger RNA from Penaeus monodon (black tiger shrimp), 2436 nucleotides. RefSeq lists its product as uncharacterized. Lineage: Eukaryota; Metazoa; Arthropoda; Malacostraca; Decapoda; Penaeidae. The transcript has 18 exons. The record is from RefSeq and is a predicted model, not a curated record. The coding region runs from base 1 to 2436 and encodes 811 amino acids.
AUGUCCCUUCGCGAGUCGCAUGAAGUGAACAAAUCUCUCUUCGAUUCUGCAACUCAUCCAGAUUACCACACGUUCACGACAGACCUCGAGUCCCGGAUAUACGGAUACACCUGGCCCUCUCCCUAUUACCCGGGCUUCCUCAACCCUCCUGUGACCAGAGUCGCUGUGGCAGGCUGCUCGAUCCGAGUGCUGGACACCGAGGCGGUAGGGGAGGACGAGUACCUGGUGGCCGUCCAUAGCAAGGCCAACGGAGGAAAUAUUGACAUUAGGCCAGUGUACGAGUCGUGCUCAACUACCUGUCCUAGCAACGGUGUCCGCGUGUGUACAUCGUCCCAGCACCUGUGUUCCGAUGCUUGUGUGGCCCCGGAUACCUGUCCAGUCCCUGUCAACGCGAGUCUCGGGGAGGACCUGUCGUACAGCCUCAGCUCCAACGAACGACUGAAGUUCGACGGAAACACGACCGCGGUGGACCACUUCGCCAUCGUGAGUCUCCGGCCACUCCCCGCCCGCUCGUGGUUCGGUGUGGGCGGCUGCACGCUGAACAGCCAUGCGAAGGUCGCCUCCCGGUCGGCGGCGGAGCACCGCGCCCGCGGGGACCUGGAGGUGAGCUCCGACGGCGCUCCGCUCGCUCGCCUCGACACCAACGUCGCCGUCGUGAUGAAGACCUACCGCGGCAGAGUGACAUCCCUCGGCCCAUCGUGGACCUGCAGGAAGCCUAGUUCACCGCCUGACGAAGCCUACACGGGGAGUAAUAUCGAGUCCUUGUUGACGGAGCAUCAUUGGGAAAUGCAGUUUAAGCUGUUCAGUUGGGGAAACGAAACCUACACUCACACUCCACUGAAGGUCAUCUGCCAGACUGUAGUCGAGUUGGAUACCGCCUUAGAUGUCCUCGGGUCUGUCAUGAACGUCACCCUGGUUCCCGUGCCUCUCCUGGCGGGCGGACCUGUGGCUAUCACCGUCGAGAUCGGGGACAGCUCUCACACGAAGCUGGAGCAUUACGUUGCAGAGGUUCCUGAAGGAGGAGAAGUGUACUACCUUCCCUACCAGGCUUCGGAAACCGGGGUCUUCGUCGCCACGGUUGAGGCUAGGAACAUGAUCAACGGAACCACCGGGACCUUCAAAGUGGAGAUCGUGCCUUAUAUCGUACAGGCAGAGUGGACGAUCACGACUGAGAAGCCUUGGGCAACGGAUCCCGGAGACUUCGAGGUGACCUUCUCCUGCAGUGAUAUCUCGACGCCGCCUUGGACAGCGUCGCUCUCCAUAUAUCAGGACGGAAUUGAAAAAGUGACCCCCGUGGAGGUGGACAUCGACCCUGAAGGAGCAGCCAAGGGCCCCUUCACCUUCUCCUCCAAGGUAUCCUUCACCCUGGCCGCCCUUAGCCCAGGACUCCACCCUGUGCAAGUCCACCUCUAUAACAACGUCUCCAGGGCUGUCUACAAUCUCACGCUGGACAUGCGCGAGCCCGUGACCCAGGUGGAAGCGGAGGUGGGCAUGCAAGUGGUUCCUGGCGGCGACCUCAUCCCCAUGCAACAAGGGACGGACAUUCUCCCGGCAAAUAUCACUAUUGUCUUUACGCCGUCUGUUGCAACGGGGGUGCCAUCCUACUGGGGGCUUUUCGACGAUGCGGGGAACCAGCUCGCCGUCACCAACUCAACAGAGGACCCGAUCCACCACGUCUUCACUAAGGAGGGAGGCAUCACGCUCCUGGUCAAGGCAUACUCCGAGGCUGAAUACUGGGUGGCGCAGGACCCGCCUCUCACCGUCGAGAUAAUGAGCAAGAUCCAGGGGCUCGAGUUUACGGACUUCAACCUCAUUACUCCGACGAACCAGACGAAGAGUUUCGGCGCUUCCUUCACGGUGCUGCAUCCUGUCACCUGCCUCAUCGUGGACUUCAACGACGGCACGCCCCCGGAGGCCCACGGCGACGCCACCACCUGCGCCUCCAAGUUCCCCUCUGUGGAGAACUUCGUGGGCGGCCCCCUCACCAACCCUUACAACGUGACGCAUGUAUACUUGCAGGAAAAUAUCUACAACGUGUCCGUAAUCGUGGCCGACUUCCUGAUUUCCCUGCGCACAUUUCUUUCUUUUAACGUUCGCUACUUUAAACCUGUAAAUCCGUGCUUCGAUCGACGCUCUGGAAGACCUCUGCGCCAUGCCGGGCUCGAGCGUCCUCUAGAGUUCUGCUACGAAGCGAUUUGUUUUCCUCGAGUCUGGAGGCCCCGGGGCGUCCUCUUGCCCGGAGCGUCUCUGGUCCUGUCGACUCUGAAGGCCCAUCCGCGUGUUCGGAUCUGGGCGAGCGGCCUCGGGACUCGCCUUGGACAAGGCCUCCAGCGUAUAGAUCCCAGAUCACCCUCGUCCUCGAUGGAGGGGACGCACGUCGAAGGCCGCCACCUCCCCCGAACGCCUGCUACUCCGCACUAUACUGGGAUUUUCUAG